This is a messenger RNA of Trichosurus vulpecula (common brushtail), 1462 nucleotides long. It is a transcript of the gene TCF19, whose product is annotated as transcription factor 19. Gene Ontology annotation, molecular function: protein binding. Gene Ontology annotation, biological process: regulation of gene expression. Bases 1 to 1014 code for a protein of 337 amino acids. The record is from RefSeq and is a predicted model, not a curated record. The transcript has 3 exons. NCBI's taxonomy places the organism in Eukaryota, Metazoa, Chordata, Mammalia, Diprotodontia, Phalangeridae. Gene Ontology annotation, cellular component: nucleus.
AUGUUGCCCUGCUUCCAGCUGCUUCGCAUGGGGGUUGGGAGGGGUGGAGAUCUCUAUACUUUUCACCCCCCAACUGGGGCUGGCUGUACCUACCACUUGGGCCUCAGGCCUGAUCUGUGUGAUGUGGCCCUUCGGCCCCAGUGUGAGCCUGUCCUCAUCUCCCCCGUCCAUGCCAAGCUGCAUGCUGAAGGCCAAGGUGACGACUGGAGAGUCAGCCUGGAGGACUGCAGUAGCUAUGGUACCUUGGUCAACAAUAUCAGACUCCCCAGGGGUCACCAACUGGAACUGAGUGACGGUGACUUCCUGACCUUUGGCCCUAAGGGGCCCGUGGGGGCCAGCCCUCCUGAGUUCUACUUCAUGUUCCAGCGUGUCCGAGUCCGACCCCAAGACUUUGCCGCUAUCACCGUCCCCAGGGCUGGGGGGGAGUCAGGAGAUGAAGGUGGCUUCUGGCCCAUGCUGCCCCCUCUGGGGGCCCCACAGCGUCCCCUCAGCACCCUCUCCCCCGCUCCCAAGGCUACCCUGAUCCUCAGCUCCAUUGGCAGCCUCAGCAAACUCCAGCCUCAGCCCCUUACAUUCUCCAAGGUCGGGGGUGGAAGUCAAGGCCUGACCUUCCCUGUGACCUUUAGGGAGGCAGGGUCCACCCUUCCCACCCCACCUCCAGCCCCUCGAAACCGUCGGAAGUCAGCACACAAGGUGCUGGCUGAGCUAGAGGAUGAAGGGGGAACUGAGGAAAGCCCUCCCAGGAAGAAGCCUCGAAGAAUGAAGAUUCCAGUCACCCCCAGUGGAAAGCGACAUGGUCGUCCCCGGAAGUACCUGUCAUCUCGGACUGUAGCUCCCCCUCCAACUGGGGGAGGGGAGCCCUGUGCAGCCCCCAGCUGCCAACCACCCCAGGAAGAGACAGUGGCCUGGGUCCAAUGUGAUGGCUGUGAUGCGUGGUUCCAUGUGGCCUGUGCAGGCUGCAGCUACCGGGCUGCCCAAGAGGCCGACUACCGCUGUUCUAGUUGCCAAGCCUAAGGUGAUGGAAAUCGGUUAAGAAAGGUCCUAGCAACUUGCUGUACUCCAUGGAGAUGUGACCCAAAGCCAGGGGCUGGAUAUGGGAGGAAUGAAAGGGGUUCUGAAGGAAUGCUCUCUACUUCCCUCCCCAGGAGGAAAGACCUCCAGGAAGGAAUUGCCCAUUGCCAUGGAUGCUAACUGACUAAGGGACCCUAGCAGGCCCCUAAAGCCACAUGGAAAAAAGUGACUUUUUGGCUGUGGCUGUUGUCUCAAGGAGUAUCCAGUUGCUAGAGAAUGUGGAAUUGAUUCCAGGGUCCUGUUGCCCCCAGAUGCCAUAUGCCUGGGGCCAGAAAAUUAGCAGCCCUGGAAGUCAAGACCAUGUCAGAUGAAUGGCUUCAGGAACCCUAGAAUUGGAUGGGAAAGACUUCAGAGAGCCAUUUAUAGUAUUUCCCUGGGAGAAUCUGGAAAA